GUCAUAUUUUAAUAUCUGUGCAUUAAUUUCUCAUUGUUGCGCACUGUAAACCGACUUAUAUUUUUGUAUUAACUCUAACUCUAAUUUAUGUCUUGACGUAGAGCGUAUGGUGCAAGAAUAGAAAGUUUGAAAAUAGAGAACUCUCAACCCCAGUAAGAUGAAUAAGAUAAGAGUAACACCUUUUAUAUAUUCAUGCUUUCAUCGUUAGUUUUUAUUUGCAGGUUUACAUUCUUAUUUUAAGCAUAGAUAAAACUUGGCUCAAUGGUUUAGUGGUCGGUGUAACAUUUUAUCUGGGCAGUCUUAUCAUGAAGAAAUAUGCAAGGUAUUUCUCUCUUUAAUCUGUGAAAUCAGAUGCAGGCUCCUGGAGAGUCGUGCUUCAGGUGCGGUGGAUUGUAUUGUCUGUAACAAUAUGUGGCGGCAUGCACAAGUAGUUUACAUUUAUUAGAAAAGACUUGUGUUUCUUUCUUUCAGUGAAAUCUUGAGGGUGUUUGUAGUCAGAGACCUUUUCCUCGGGCCCGAUGCUGGCUCUGUCCAGGUGUCCGGCAGCUUUGAGGUCCCCGCGCUGCUCUGCCCUCUCUCUGGGGGCCACGACCAUGAGCAGCCAGCCCUCCACCACAGCCAGACCCCCGUCUCUAAGAACCCAGACAGCUCUGUUUCACCAAAGUGAAGCCAAAGCCAGUCCUGACACAAACAAGCCCUCUUCAGUGUCUUCUGUUUUCGGGCUGGAGGGGGAUCUGUUCGGGAUGGGAAUGUGGUCUUUGGGUCUGGGGGCUGUCGGAGCUGCGCUCGCUGGGAUCUUCCUGGCCAACACUGAUAUGUGUCUGCCUAAAGUUUCACAGGCAUCGAUGGAGCACCUUGAAGAGGCUGACCUGCGCUCCACCAUAGAUGAUGAUAAUGUCAUCAAAGCAAAGAGCCUGUGGGACAAGAACGGGGCUGUGGUCAUGGCCGUCCGACGUCCUGGAUGAUUUUUGUGCAGAGAGGAGGCCUCUGAGCUGUCCUCUCUGAAGUCCCAGCUGGAAGAGCUCGGAGUCCCUCUGGUCGCUGUCGUGAAGGAGAACAUCGGCACAGAGAUCCAGGACUUCAGACCGCACUUCGCUGGGGAAAUCUACAUAGAUGAAAAGCAACACUUCUACGGCCCGCUGCAGAGGAAGAUGGGGGGUCUGGGCUUCAUUCGCCUCGGCGUGUGGCAGAACUUCAUCCGGGCAUGGAGGUCUGGUUACCAGGGCAACAUGCACGGAGAGGGCUUCAUCCUGGGGGGAGUGUUUGUCGUCGGAGCAGGAGACCAGGGGAUUCUCCUGGAACACCGGGAGAAGGAGUUUGGCAACAAAGUGGACACUGCAGAAGUUCUGGAGGCUGUUAAGAAAAUUGUGCCAGUUAAAUAAGUCAUUUUUUAAGCAUUAAACAUAGGUGUUUUUAGAUCAAAACUAGAAUAACAAUUCGUCCAUCACUGUAAUAUAACGACAUUUAAGUUUGUGGUGUAUAAAGUCACAAUAUAUUUCUUCAUUUGCACUUACGAAAGCAAAGCUGUGAAAUUCAGGACAAUAUUACACUUAUUAUUCUUGUUUAUCUCUGCGGACACCUAGAAGAAGGUGCGACGGGUAUUAAAAACAGGUAGUAAGGGACUUAAAGGCAGCAUUUUCAUUCAGGUGCAUCAGCCACUUAAAGACACUUGAAAUCUUCCUUUUAGAGAACCACAUGAAUCAAACUAAGGCUGGGUUGCAUUUGAUUAGCUAUUCUAUUAGCUGCCUGUUAGCGGUACAUUUCUAACAAUGUUCCUGUGUGUCACUUUCUCUGUUUGCUUCUCCUGGUCAGGCGCCACAACGGACCUCUAGCAUGGCGGACAGGUGUGUGUGCAGCCUGUGUGUGUGAUAAUGACAACCUGUCUCCAAACUCAACAUAGAGAGGAGCAGGUUUGAUGCUCAAACACACACCGGCUCAGCCACUGGCGCCAUGUUGAGGAGUGUUUGUGCUGCCUGGAGCGUGUGUGUGUGUGACGGAGUGUGUGAAAGUAAACUCAAGAAAAUGAAAGUAAUAAAUAAAGAAGACCUCAUCACAAUAUUU
Gymnodraco acuticeps is the source of this 2061-nucleotide messenger RNA. RefSeq names its product peroxiredoxin-like 2A. The transcript has 6 exons. The record is from RefSeq and is a predicted model, not a curated record. Lineage: Eukaryota; Metazoa; Chordata; Actinopteri; Perciformes; Bathydraconidae.